This is a messenger RNA of Impatiens glandulifera, 3132 nucleotides long. Its product is annotated as ubiquitin carboxyl-terminal hydrolase 15-like. The transcript has 13 exons. Bases 332 to 2866 code for a protein of 844 amino acids. Gene Ontology annotation, molecular function: cysteine-type deubiquitinase activity; cysteine-type endopeptidase activity. The record is from RefSeq and is a predicted model, not a curated record. Gene Ontology annotation, biological process: protein deubiquitination. Gene Ontology annotation, cellular component: nucleus; cytosol. NCBI's taxonomy places the organism in Eukaryota, Viridiplantae, Streptophyta, Magnoliopsida, Ericales, Balsaminaceae.
GUCCCCACUUGAUUGUAGGCCCCCACCGACUGUUUCCGACUGCUAACCAAUGGGGGACACCCACGUGGUGAAAAUCAGAUGGGGAUACAUUGGAGAAGCCUGAGAUUGAUUUCAGACUAGUGUGAAGUGAGAAGAAGACGAGCAAAUGUUGUACUGUGUUCUUACUAUCUCCGUUAAAGAAGAGGAAGAAGAAGAAGAAGCUAUUGUGAUUAUAGGGUUAUUUUAGGGACAAGGAAGACAAAUCUUGGUUUCCUUCAUCUCAAGAACAAAAAAGGAAAGGAUUUUGUAAACAUAUUUGGGAAGAUCUGGUCAUGAGUCUACUGGCCAUAACAUGCUUGAGCCAAGGGAAUAUGAUAUACCCAUUCUUUUACUGUUUUUCGUUUUGUUUCCUCUAUUUGCGUACAUAUUACUAGGAAAAUGGAGUGAGACUUCAAUGAAGAAAGAGAUGAUAGAUCAUUUAGCUUUGUUGGCUGCUGAAGAAGCGUCUAAAGCAGAAGCUAUGACUGCUUCUGAUGUCAUUCCUGUGUUGCCAUCUCCAAAGAAUAUCGGUCAUUUAUGCGCUAAGUGUUCAGCUCCAGCUACAACUCGUUGUUCACAGUGCAGAUCUGUCCGAUACUGCUCGGGGAAGUGCCAGAUAAUUCAUUGGCGACAAGUCCAUAAGGACGAGUGUGUGCAACUAGGCAAGAAGUCUUUGGAUGUUUCGACAUCAAAUGAAGUUCUUGAAAAUGGAAAUUUGAAUCCACAAUCGUUUUUAGUUGGCAAUAAGAAUCAGAUGAAUGAAAUUCCCUUUUCUUCUAAUGAUAGGAUACAUCAAUCUAGUGGCUCUGUUACAUCUACUGAGGCAGGGUUUUCUGAAACAUCAAAGAUCCCUACCAUGGAAAGAAGGUCGAAAGACAAACGGGGUUCUCGAAGAUCUAAGCUUAGAGGGGAAGAUGGAGUUAUAUUAGACUCUUCUGAAGAAACAGCCAAGAACAGGGUCUUUAGUGAUACAACAUCAGACGAGUUGAGUCAAAAAGGAAAUCAUGGGGCACCUGGGGUUGAUAUCUCUAGCGAUUUUGGUCAUGAACAUGGAGUGUUUAGUACAACCAGGCAAGAAAUUCAUCUUGAAAGUCUUAACAUCAAUGAUGAACCUGCAGAAAACAUAACAAAGAGAAGCAACAAAGCCAAAAGUUCAUCUUGUUCUUUAGGAACAAAGACACACGUAUCUGAAAUGGAUGUAAAAAGACACGAUUCAAACGAUCCAAAAGUCAGGCAAAAGGAGACGGUUAGAGGUUCAACCAUGGGAAUCAUGAAGAUGAUUGGUAUGAGGAAAUCAUCAAAGCUAAACAAACAAGAAUCACGAGAAGUUUCUUGUGAAAAGAAUAAGAAACUAAAGAUGCUUUUCCCUUAUGAAGAAUUUGUGAAGUUUUUUCAGUAUGAGAUCAUUGAUCUAUCACCUAGAGGACUCGUAAACUGUGGGAACAGUUGUUAUGCGAAUGCUGUAUUGCAAUGUCUGACGAGCACAAAGCCUCUGACUGUCUAUUUACUUGAGAGAGCACAUUCCAGAUACUGCCGUGUGAGAAAUUGGUGCCUUAUGUGUGAACUCGAAGAACAUGUAACAAUGUCAAGAGAAAGUAGGGGUCCUUUAUCUCCUAGCAGAAUUCUCUCCCAGAUGCAGAGUAGUAACUCUCAGAUUGGAAAUGGAAGUCAAGAAGAUGCUCAUGAAUUUUUAAGGUUUCUUGUUACCUCAAUGCAAUCAAUCUGUUUGGAGGGUGUGGGAGGAGAGGAUGCAGUUGACCCUAAAUUGCAAGAAACAACCUUCAUACAAUAUGCUUUCGGUGGUCGUCUUAAAUCAAAGGUUAAAUGCUUGAGAUGUUUUCACGAAUCAGAACGGUACGAGAAUAUCAUGGACCUCACGUUGGAAAUUUACGGUUGGGUCGAGUCACUAGAGGAUGCCUUGACCCAAUUUACGACUCCAGAAGAACUCGAUGGAGAUAACAUGUAUAGAUGUGGAAAGUGUUCUGCUUAUGUUCGGGCAAGGAAGCAGUUGAAGAUACACGAGGCACCGAACAUUCUCACAAUUGUGCUAAAGAGAUUUCAGGAGGGAAGCUAUGGUAAAAUAAACAAAUGGAUAACUUUUCCUGAUAUGCUGGACAUGAUCCCAUACAUGACUGGGGAAGAAGACUCUCCUCCUCUCUACUCGCUUUAUGGCGUAAUUGUGCAUGUUGAUACUUUGAAUGCUUCUUUUUCUGGGCAUUACGUUUCUUAUGUGAAAGAUCUGCUUGGCAAUUGGUUCAGAGUCGACGAUACUGAGGUCCAGUCAGUACAAUCGAGUCAAGUGAUGUCUGAAGGAGCAUAUAUCUUGUUCUACAAAAGGUCAUGUCCUCGCCCAACAAAGUCUUUUACCGAUAAAGAUAAACACAACCGUCAUCAAAGUUCAGGAUUCAUAAAGCACUUUUCAUCGAAAAAUGUGAAGCCAUCGUCAACAAGCAAAAACGAAAAUCAUCAACCCGAAACCAAUUUCACCAAUGGCAAUCCAUUAAGCAUGGAAUUGUCAGACGCAACUUCUUCCAGCGAUUGGUCCAUGUUCACAAGUUCCGACGAAUCAUCAAUCACUACAGAAAGCAAUCGAGAUUCUUUCAGCACUGAUUCGUCAUACUCUUCAAUAUUUGAAAACUUAUACGGGCCAGAAUAUUCAUCGAAUAGAACGAUCAAAUGUAGCAUGUUUUCUGGUUCGAAACCCCUGACGAGAUUCGCCCAUGACAGGAUGGUGAGUUCGUCUUAUUUGCAAGGAGGAGAAAACACGUUCGAGGGAAGUUUACCAUCCUCGGAUAGCAACUAUUGUUCAAGUGUAUAUUAUUACAACCAAACUAGUAGCUAUUGGUAGUAAAUUGAACCAUUUACUAGUUUUUGAAUAGAUAAUUUCGAAGCGAAAAACUUAUCCCCGGUUAGGAACGUGCAUCUUCCUACCAAUUUUGGUUUUCAAAUACGGUUGAAUGGGGAUUGUAAGGUGCGAUAAUCGUUCAUUUUGUAACAGGAGGAAAUCGAAGUUUUUGAUUUACAUAUCUUAGUAACUCUUGGCUUCGAAUUUUGUGGUUUUGUAAGGUUUGAGAACCAAUCAUGCAGAAAAGAAGAAGAAUUCAUUUUUUUUUU